UAUUCUGAGGCGGUGAUGUCAUCUCCUUCCUCUUUAUGGCUCUACCAUUCUUGCCCUGCCAUCUCUCACAUGGGCAGCUGUGACUGUCACUCCUUCAGGGAAGCACAGGUUGGCCAAACCCCAGAGCAGCAGAGAGGCAGCCCAGGGGGUGCAGCAUCUGCUCUGACCCCUUGGCCACAGCAUUCCCCAAGCCCGAGAUGGGUGUUACCUUCCUGCAACCUUGUGAAUCAGAGCCAGAAAAACAAAGUCAGAAGUGACUCCAUUUGUCAAGAAAUGGCUUCCGACAUACCUGGAUCAGUGACGUUGCCUGUUGCCCCCAUGGCGGCCUCUGGACAGGUGAGGAUGGCCGGGGCCAUGCCUGCCCGAGGAGGAAAGCGGCGUUCUGGAAUGGACUUCGAUGAUGAAGAUGGUGAAGGGCCCAGUAAAUUUUCAAGAGAGAAUCACAGCGAGAUCGAGCGGCGCAGGCGGAACAAGAUGACCCAGUACAUCACCGAGCUCUCUGACAUGGUCCCCACGUGCAGCGCACUGGCCCGGAAGCCAGACAAGCUCACCAUCCUACGCAUGGCUGUCUCGCACAUGAAGUCCAUGAGGGGCACAGGGAACAAAUCCACAGACGGGGCCUACAAGCCUUCCUUCCUCACCGAGCAGGAGCUGAAGCAUCUCAUCCUGGAAGCCGCUGAUGGUUUUCUGUUCGUCGUGGCAGCCGAGACAGGGCGAGUGAUCUACGUGUCUGACUCAGUCACGCCUGUUCUGAACCAGCCCCAGUCAGAGUGGUUUGGGAGCACCCUAUACGAGCAGGUGCAUCCUGAUGAUGUGGAGAAGCUGAGAGAGCAGCUGUGCACCUCGGAAAACUCAAUGACAGGGCGGAUCCUGGACCUGAAGACGGGGACAGUCAAGAAAGAGGGGCAGCAGUCGUCCAUGAGGAUGUGCAUGGGCUCUCGGCGCUCUUUCAUCUGCAGGAUGAGGUGUGGAAAUGCUCCUCUGGACCACCUGCCUCUAAACAGAAUAACCACCAUGAGGAAAAGGUUCAGGAAUGGCCUCGGCCCCGUGAAAGAAGGUGAAGCCCAGUAUGCUGUGGUCCACUGCACAGGAUACAUCAAGGCCUGGCCUCCCGCAGGAAUGACGAUACCCGAAGAAGAUGCUGAUGUGGGACAAGGCAGUAAAUAUUGCCUGGUGGCCAUCGGGAGGCUCCAGGUGACCAGCUCUCCCGUGUGCAUGGACAUGAAUGGGAUGUCGGUGCCCACGGAGUUCCUGUCCCGGCACAACUCUGAUGGGAUCAUCACAUUUGUGGACCCGAGGUGCAUCAGUGUGAUCGGCUACCAGCCCCAGGACCUUCUGGGAAAGGACAUUUUGGAAUUCUGCCACCCGGAGGAUCAGAGCCAUCUGCGGGAGAGCUUUCAGCAGGUGGUGAAACUGAAGGGCCAAGUCCUGUCGGUCAUGUAUCGAUUCCGCACCAAGAACCGGGAGUGGGUACUGAUCCGCACCAGCAGCUUCACCUUCCAGAACCCCUAUUCCGAUGAGAUCGAGUACAUCAUCUGCACCAACACCAACGUCAAGCAGCUGCAGCAGCAGCAGGCAGAGCUGGAGGUGCACCAGAGAGACGGGCUGUCCUCCUAUGACUUGUCUCAGGUCCCUGUCCCCAACCUACCUGCUGGUGUUCACGAAGCUGGGAAAUCUGUGGAAAAGGCAGAUGCAAUCUUCUCCCAAGAGAGAGACCCCCGGUUUGCUGAGAUGUUUGCAGGAAUCAGUGCAUCGGAGAAGAAGAUGAUGAGCUCUGCCUCGGCAGCAGGAGCCCAGCAGAUCUACUCCCAGGGAAGCCCAUUCCCUCCUGGACACUCAGGAAAGGCCUUCAGCUCUUCAGUGGUUCACGUGCCUGGAGUGAAUGAUAUUCAGUCCUCAUCAUCGACGGGCCAGAACAUGACCCAGAUCUCCCGGCAGCUAAGUCAGAGUCAGGCUGCAUGGACAGGGAGCCGUCCACCCUUCCCGGGACAGUCCAGUAAGACCCAGUCAUCUCCCUUUGGAAUUGGGACGAGCCAUACCUACCCAGCGGACCCGGCUUCCUACAGCCCUCUCUCCAGCCCGGCCACCUCCUCACCAAGUGGAAAUGCCUACUCCAGUCUUGCCAACAGGACUCCAGGGUUCGACAGGAUUAAGGAGUCAUUGUGGAAUGAACUGCAAGUUGCUGAGAGUGGACAGAGCAGCGGGCAGUUCCAGGGGAGGCCCUCAGAGGUCUGGUCGCAGUGGCAGAGCCAGCACCACGGGCAGCAGAGCGGUGAGCAGCACUCCCACCAGCAGCCUGGCCAGACUGAAGUGUUCCAGGACAUGCUGCCCAUGCCAGGAGACCCAACCCAGGGGACUGGCAAUUAUAACAUCGAGGACUUUGCCGACCUAGGCAUGUUCCCGCCCUUUUCUGAGUAGCUGUGGGGCAGAGCAAGGCUUCCCUGUGCGGGGCCACCACGCUGUGACAUCAACACCCAACUUGCCCUGCCGCAGGACCCACCACAGUGCCCUUGUCCCUGCACGCCCCCAGGCAUGGCACUACUCAGCUCUCACCCAUAGCUGUGGCUUCUCUGUUGCUACUGACCAGGGCCCGGCUGGACAUCUGGGGCUUGGUUGUAUUUAUUGUAUUUGCUCUGUGCGUGCUCGGGAGAUGAGCUCUCUGGCCCCCAGACUCAGCUAUGAAUAUUUCCUUUUAGGCGGUGUCCACCGUACGGAGUUCACUUGAUACUCAGAGCAGCAGCAGGCCUGCCUGGGACUCUGGAAUCAGCUUCUGCUUGCUUUUCACAGCUGCUGGCUGGUGGCCUGGGGUGGGGUAGGAGGCAGGGAUGGUCAGGGCCUUUGUCACACCCGGACCCAAGGAGUGUGGGGACUCAAGGAUGCCCACUGCCCUGCUCUUGUGCCUGUGGGCCCAUUGUGACGUGGAUGUUUGUGCUUUGCAUGUUGUGCCUCAUGUCUGUUGUAUGUGGCCAGAGUGGGUGUGCAGAAUUCAGACCAUAAGGAGACUGAGAACCAGAAUACACAGCCCCUGCCCCUCCCAGUACUCUGCAGUGUCCUCGCUGAGAUUGCUGGCGCAGGGCAGCAGGUGGGGGGGACCAACAGGCUUGCCCUUCCACGGUGUCGCCAGGGCUGGGGACCUGCUCACUCUGAGGGUUCAGUUCUUCAGUCUUUGCCUCUGCUUUGGAACCAAGCUCCUCUGUGUAAGAGUAGAAGCCCUGUUCUCUUCUCAGAGCCCCAGGGAUCACUCACAUCUCUCAGCAACAGCAGGGCCAGAAUGCCUGGCCUCCUGGGCCACUUCCUGGAGUGGAUGGGAGCAGCUUCUGUCUGGAGAGGGCACCUGAUUCUCUGUCCCCCAGAGGGACACAGAGCACACAGGUCUGCAAGGCAGAGGACAGGGCUCUGACUCUAAUGGCAGAUCUGCUCCUGCCACACAGUGUCCAGGGCCCUGAGUCCCCGGUGGUCUCAAGACAGGAGUUCUGGCUGACUUCCAGAAGCCUCUGCCUGCUGCCCGUUGAGCCCAAGGUUCCUGGCUUACUAUGUUUGGCUUUCACAGUCGCCUGCCUCCUCUUGCACCCUUCCUGGGUGAGGGCUGUCUCCACCCCGUCUUUUGCCUCUUUUCCCACCAGUCACCUCAUUCUCCCACCACCACCCAUCAGCCUGCUGCUGCCCACAUGGGAGAGAGGAGCCCACCCUUGGGAAAGCCAUGGGGUCCCUCCAAGCGUCCCUGCAGACACUCUGCAUGGCACCAUGUCCCUGCCAGUGGAUCCUUGAGGUCAGGGGAAUGAGUGAGUGGAGGGAACCCCAGUGCAGGGAAGAGCAGGGCCACUGCUCUGGUUCCCCGGAAGCUCUGCCUGGUGCCCAGGCUUUCCUGUCAAAAGCCAGCCUUCAUCAGCAGGAUGCCCUCCCCUAGGACCUGGCCUUCUGUGAUCCCCAUUCUGAGAGCAGCUGAGCCCCGGUACUGCAGUCUAUAGUGCAGCUUUUAGUCCAGCAGACAGCGGUGAUUGGGUUUCUGGGUGUAGAUGCACGUGUUUGCUCUAUCCUCAGAGGAGCUCUAACUGCUGGGGAAAUGGGAGUAACCAUGGGCAGCCACAGGUUGGGCUCCUUCUGGUGCCACCCAGCACCCUCUCAGUGCCCAGCACGGGGCUUACCCUGGGCAACAAGCAUAAUCUUUCCCCCCGCCAGAAGGCACAAAACUAGCUUUUGAAGCAAAAAAGUAUUUCUCAGUGAAAAGGAAAUAGACUUGGUAUGGCCUUUAGCUUGUGAGUUUGGAAGGUUCAUUUCUGCCCUCUGUAUGUCAGAGGACAGUUGGGUGACACCAGAGAGCAGCCAACUGUGCCGCUGUCCUGGUGGUCUUUGCUGAGCCCUGAGGGAUCUGAAACCAGCAGAGAGGAUCUUGCUCCCACCCACUUCCCAUCUGCUUCUCUAACAUCAGCAGUGAAGGAUUUCUGGUCCUGGGAGGCACAGCCCAAGGACAGUAGUGACCACCAAGGCCCAACCUCCUCCCUCCCUGCCUUGUCCUGAAAGCUGGGCGGCGACCACAAUGGGUUCUGAUGGGUGGUGUGAGCCCUUUGUCUUUUCUGUCCCUUACUCUGCAUUUCAUUGUGAUUCUCAGAAGCCAUCUUAUAGACAGUAAGAAAAUAGACAAGGAUUGACAGGGAAAAGCCCAGUUCUUGACAGAGCUCACAGGAGUGCAUGAGACAGUGGAAAAGAAUACAGCCCUGAACUGAAGGCUUAGUGUCCUGGUUUGGAAAAGAACCGCAUGCACCCAUCCCAUCCAGCUCGCCCAGGAGGCCGUGGUGCCAUUGAGCUCUGAUGUGUGCUUGGUCUGCAGCCUGUGCCCAGCCAGGCCCCCUGCUGCCGGAGACAGGUCAUUGCUAGAUAAAGGGAGGCACGUAGCUUCCUGUAGCAGUAAGUCACUUCCUCUCUCCCCAACAUUUCCCAGCUUCUCCUCAGGCUGAGGGCUCCACCAUCACUACCGUCAGUGAUGACACACUGAGGCUUCACCAGGGCUGGCCAGUAAUGGUGAUGGUGGCUGGGAAGGUUCUAGAACAUGCUGGCUGCAUGUUCUAGCCUGCACUGUCCUUUGCUCUGGCUUUGUUGUUAUCUCUGUUCAGGGAGUGACAGAUCGUCACAGGAGCCACAUUCUCCUUCACUUCCCUACAUAUCAGGUUCAGCCUGCUGGUUACUUUGUGACUAGAGAACAGUGCUGGGGGAGGGGCUGUGCCGGUCCCUAACAGUUUACACGAGUCUGCUGCGUCAGUACAGUGAUCGUAUCCCUAGGUUAGCCACACCUGCGGGUUUCAGUGCUCCAAACAGCCUGGUGCAGGAGGAGGCAGGCCCUGGUCAUUGAGGAAGGCUCAGUGUCCCGCACACAAGCAAGGACCAGCCAUGAGCCGUGCAAUGAGAACCAUGCAUGCUCGCCCAACUAGCAAAACUGAGGCUUCACAGGCUGGGCAGGAGCAGAACAGCUUGCUUCAUCUAAUUUAACAAUCGGUUUUCUUAAAGAAAAGAAAAAGAUCUCACAAGCAGGCUUCAGUGAACAAGCACUUAAUCAUCUCUCUUAAUCUUUCUUAUGGAUGUGAACUGUGCUGUGGAUAAGUCAUUGUUUGUAUUUCUUGUUUCAUUGUUUUCCAUGACUAACAGUUAUUAAGUUGGUGUGUAUAUGUAUAACUAUUGUAACUGCCUCUCAAAUUUUCAUUAAAAUAAAAACGACUUUGCUCUGAACUGUGAACCCCCAGA
This is a messenger RNA of Fukomys damarensis (Damara mole-rat), 5736 nucleotides long. RefSeq names its product aryl hydrocarbon receptor nuclear translocator 2 (gene Arnt2). The transcript is spliced from 21 exons. Gene Ontology annotation, cellular component: cytoplasm; aryl hydrocarbon receptor complex; transcription regulator complex. Bases 16 to 2418 code for a protein of 800 amino acids. Gene Ontology annotation, molecular function: RNA polymerase II cis-regulatory region sequence-specific DNA binding; protein dimerization activity; DNA-binding transcription factor activity, RNA polymerase II-specific. NCBI's taxonomy places the organism in Eukaryota, Metazoa, Chordata, Mammalia, Rodentia, Bathyergidae. The record is from RefSeq and is a predicted model, not a curated record. Gene Ontology annotation, biological process: regulation of transcription by RNA polymerase II.